AUGGAUAUUGAUGAUAUUUUAAAAGAGUUAGAAAGUGAUAUUAAUUUGAAAAGACCCAAGUCUGUAAAUUCAGCUAAAAUAAAAGAAGAUGAAUACAAAAAGUUGGUUCAAAUUUGGAUAUCAGAAAGAAUGUCACCAGAGCUACUUCCCUACGAGAGCGAGUUAAUAGAGACUAUUUUAAAACGAUUGCGAUCUCAAGUAGAGAUAAUCGAGUUGAAUUCUAUAGAAUUGGAAAAAAAUGACAAAGAUAUCAAGUUGAAGUUGCUCAUCAUAGAGAGCGAGAUUGAGAGAAUCAAUUUUUUAGUUCGAUCGUAUUUGAGGUUGAGAUUGUUUAAGAUUGAUGAGUAUAAUUUGUUUAUAAAUAAUUCAGAUCAAGAGAUGGUCAAGCUAAGUAAAAACGAAUUAAACUAUAUGGUUAAUCAUUUCAAGACGAUUUGCCAGUUAUACAAUGACAGUUUUUUGAAAAAUGUGCCAGAACAUUUACAAUUGUUAGAUGAUGAAAGUGGAGGGAUAUCGAUGAUAAACAAACCAGAUUUAGACAAGAUGGUUUUCAUAAAAGUGAUAAAUGAGAUAGCAGAGGAAAUAACAGUUGGAGAAGACGAUAAGGUUGAGCUAGAGAAGGAUUUUAUCUAUGCUAUAAGAUAUAGAUCAGUUAAAAGAUAUAUAGAUAGUAAAGACAUUGUAUUGAUAUGA
This is a messenger RNA of Ascoidea rubescens DSM 1968, 693 nucleotides long. RefSeq names its product DNA replication protein SLD5 (gene SLD5). NCBI's taxonomy places the organism in Eukaryota, Fungi, Ascomycota, Saccharomycetes, Ascoideales, Ascoideaceae. The transcript has a single exon. The coding region runs from base 1 to 693 and encodes 230 amino acids. Gene Ontology annotation, biological process: DNA-templated DNA replication; double-strand break repair via break-induced replication. The record is from RefSeq and is a predicted model, not a curated record. Gene Ontology annotation, cellular component: GINS complex.